GGAUAUAGUGGUCUGUGGUUCUAAUUUAGGUUUGGAUUAUACGCGUUUUGGGUUAUGUUUUAUCUUGUUUGUCGUUGACUGAAACUGAUUAUAAUUAUUUUUUGUUAAAAUAAUAUAAUAUGGAAGCAAAAACUUUACAGAAAAAGAAGCUAAACAAAACCAAACUUAAGAAAACUAUCAAAAAUGUUCUUUGUCGUCCGGACCCCGUAUUUUGGCCCUUAUUAUCAAAUGACGAGAAAGAAUCAUUAGAUAGCACAUUGAGUAAAUUUAAAAUCCACAUACCAGAGUUCACAAAGCCUCUCUGGAAGGAUUUGAAAUCAAUACCUAAACAGCAAAGACCAAAACAUCCUAAAAUAGAGCGAAUAGAAGGCUUAGUAUUUGGCAUAUCAGAGUGUCUCACAUUAAUAAAAAGUAAACAGUCUUCAGCAAUAGUAAUAGAAUCGGCUGUUAACCCUCGAAUGAUAAUCCAACCAAUUUUAGAAGCUUGCAUCAAUAAUCAAGUACCUGUAGUUUGUUUGGAAGGGUUGAGAAAGACUUGUUUAUCAAAUUUUGGCAUCCCUACCACUUGCUUGGGCGUGCGAAAAGAUUCCUUGAAAGAAAUUAGUGACAAGGUCAAUGAACUUGCCAAAGAUAAAAUUCCUUUAGUACAAACAAAGGAAGCUAAAAAUGAAGACGUAGUACUGUCAAACUCUAAGACAGCCAGCACUAUGGAUGUUGCAGAUUCCUCACAAUGCGUAUAUCUGUAUAGAACUAAUAAAAAGACCAGAGUAUUUGUGCCACCUUCUGAAGGAGAUAUCAAGAAAUCAAAGCUCAAAUUCAUUGGUCAAGAUUUCAUAGAAUUUUCUGACAAAACUAAUAAACCAAUUAGUAAAUCUGACAAGAAGGCUUACAUGAAAAUGCUUGUAAAACGAAUAUCAAAUAACCCUAAUAGAGUGAAAGUGAAAUAAAAUAUUUACAAAUACUUUGUUUAUUUCUGAG
Hyposmocoma kahamanoa is the source of this 978-nucleotide messenger RNA. RefSeq lists its product as uncharacterized. The transcript is spliced from 3 exons. Lineage: Eukaryota; Metazoa; Arthropoda; Insecta; Lepidoptera; Cosmopterigidae. The record is from RefSeq and is a predicted model, not a curated record. The coding region runs from base 120 to 947 and encodes 275 amino acids.